CUCAUUGACCGCGAGUUGAUGAUUCCUGUUCGUUUGGGUGUACUCUCAAGUUUAAAGAUUAAACUAUGGUGCAAGAUUUAUAAACGAUAUAGAAUUUCAUGGUUUUGUGGAACAGUGAGAAGACUUUAGGCUCAAUAUUUAAACAUUGAAACUUACAAUUAAAUAUUUUUUAUUAUAAAGAAUCAAAAUUAAACUUCUAUGACAUUACCUUAAUAUACUGUAUAAUUAUUAUUCAAUCAAGAACAACUUUGGAUUAGUUAAAUAUUCAGAGGCCUGAUCAUACAUUAAAAUCUCAUCUAAUUUAGCAUCCUUUAAAAGAAUGAUACUGCAAGGAUACUAUUUUUAGCAAUUCAUAAAUAUAUUGCUCAGUCAAAAAAAUGAUGAAAUAACAUUCAGAUUUAUGAGGAUCAAUACUAUCAUGAAAGAACAAAUCAUGAUUUUCACAAUACCGUCAAAUGAUGGAAUUCCUUCAUUUGAAAACUGGACAAACUCUUCUCUAUUCAUCUCAAAAUAUAACAACAUAUCCACGCUCUUGAGUGAAAACGACGACAAAGGUAACCUCAUAGAACCACCCCUAAGUGUUCUAGAAAGUGACCUAACAGGUGUGGUUUGCCUCUCCAUUCUCCUCGGCUUCAUCAUCCUCACGACCAUCGCCGGAAAUAUUUUCGUCCUUGCUGCCAUUCUCAGGGAACGCAAUCUUCAAACUUUGAGCAAUUACUUGGUCUUCUCGCUGGCCAUUGCCGACUUAAUGGUGGCCUGCCUGGUCAUGCCCAUCGGUGCCCAGUACGAAGUAAUGAACCAGGAAUGGAUCUUGGGAUCGGCGAUGUGUGAAAUAUGGACUUCGGGGGAUGUCCUGUGCUGCACAGCCUCGAUACUGCACUUGGUGGCCAUUGCAGUGGACCGCUAUUGCGCCGUGACCAACAUCAAUUAUGUCCAGUAUCGGAGUCCUAGAAGAGUCGGGUUUAUGAUUGUGACCGUUUGGGGUGUCUCGUUUCUUGUUUCUUUUGCUCCGAUAUUGGGAUGGAAAGAUGAAGAAUUUUCUCUCAGAGUCCAGGUUGAGAAAAGGUGUCUUGUAAGCCAAGACAUUGGAUAUCAAAUCUUUGCUACAUGCGCCACUUUCUACGUGCCCCUGCUGGUCAUCCUCAUCCUCUACUGGCGUAUCUACCAAGUGGUACGAAAGAGGAUCCGACACAGGCCUGGAAAUGCGAUACGUCCAGCAGCUUUGCUGCCACUGGUGUGCGCAGAAAACCUGACGGACAUGGCAUCACUCAAUGGAUCUGCCAAAACAAAUACAACAUCGAAAAUGCGUCAGAAAAGCCGCGAUCAUCUCGAGUCGAAGAGAGAGAAGAAGGCAGCCAAGACGCUUGUCAUCAUCACCGGCGUCUUCGUCGUGUGCUGGCUGCCCUUCUUCGUCAUGGCCCUGCUGAUGGCUCUCAAUCCAACUCUGGUGCCAGAUGCCACGCUCUUUUCCAUCUUCCUGUGGCUCGGAUAUGCUAACUCCACCCUCAACCCCCUCAUCUACACGGUGUUCAGUCCGGACUUCAGGAAGGCAUUCUCGAAGCUGUUCUGCAGAAACAGACAACCUGUGCGGAUGCGAUCUUCAAGGCUUAGAGGCAUGUCGACAGCUGAUACAACAUUUUGAAAAGCUUUCUUAAUUC
Molecule: messenger RNA, 1658 nt
Organism: Argiope bruennichi
Lineage: Eukaryota; Metazoa; Arthropoda; Arachnida; Araneae; Araneidae
Product: 5-hydroxytryptamine receptor 2A-like
Exons: 4
Coding region: 401-1642 (413 amino acids)
Biological process (GO): adenylate cyclase-activating adrenergic receptor signaling pathway
Cellular component (GO): membrane
Molecular function (GO): G protein-coupled receptor activity
Source: RefSeq, a predicted model, not a curated record